CUGAUGAGUGUAACCACAACAAACAUCCUGGGAGUCGAAAACUACGGUUCAAGUUGGUGUGAAAAAAUGGAGCUGGGAGAGUACAGCCUUGACUGUCAGGAUCGAAACUUUGCGGAAGCUCCGGUUUCACCUGUUGAGGAGCUACUAUUUCUGCUUACCAGUCUGAAACCGAGAGUGAUCAGUAGAAUACUGAACCGUACGAGAGCGCUCAAGAAAUUCUCUUAUGAUAUGUUUGACGUGUUUCAGCGAUGCGAUUACGAGCCGAAGAAACUACUCUGCUCACUGGCUAAAUAUACGCAGUCAAUUGAGCACAUAACCUUGGAAGCUUAUAGUAAUAGGAAUAGGAAUGUACGAGAAUUUCAACCCCAUCGUAGAACGAAACUCGAGGAUCAAGCCAUUGAUCCCUAUGGUGGGAAGGAAGUCGAAAACCGAGAUAUAAGACUUUUUGAUGAGGCAGAGAUCGAAGAAAAGAGCAUCUCUCUCCGAGGUUGUAAGAAAUUGCAAUCAUUGCGGUGCCACUGGGAUGCGCUUUAUCCCGAGUCCAUCACCAAGUCACCGCACACAUGCCAAUACCAUACUGAAUAUGAUGUGCGCGAGCUACUUCCGGAGACGCUCGAGUCUUUACAUCUCUUGGGGGAAUUCUCUGACAAUCAAUGGCAACAAGUAUGUGCGAAUUUUGCGCACGACAGCCCUCUCACGCCCAAGCUGAGAAAUGUUUUCAUUGAGAGGGAGGACUCCCAUGAGACUGCUGGCUCAAAGCCUCGCAAGAGUAUAGUCUCGAUCUCUAAAAACCCCCUUGCACGUUUUGGGACCAGAUUAUGA
This is a messenger RNA of Periconia digitata, 822 nucleotides long. The record is from the annotation of a GenBank genome assembly. NCBI's taxonomy places the organism in Eukaryota, Fungi, Ascomycota, Dothideomycetes, Pleosporales, Periconiaceae.